CAGCCCAGCGACGGUGUGAGGAGAUAGAGAUGGAGAGGAGGAAAGCAGCCUGGAGGGUGAUGGAGAAGAUUGAGGAGGUGGAGGGGAUCAUAUGGAGGGUCAGUCUCACCAGCGCUGACUGGAUCAAAGAAGGGAGAGAGGGGAGUGUUUUUGAACUAUUUACCUCUACGCCAGAUGUGUCUGAAGAAGAGUCAGUGUCUGAGACCAAACAUGAAUCCUCUCUCCAGCUCCAGCCAGAGCACCAGGAUUGGGGGACUACUCAGGAAGAUCCUCUCCCAGCUGAGGAGAUUCAUUCCCUGGGUGAGGCGUUGAGCCAGAGCCUGCGGAGAGCCCUGAGGAUGGAGGGUCUGGGGGAAGAUGAGGACUGGGAGGCAGUGAGGUGUAGAGAAGAGUUCAGAGAAACAACCUGGAACUUCAACUUAGAGCAAACCUCUCCAGAAUCGUCAUGGGAUCCCAUUGACCUCUCCAACGGCAACACCAUGACCUUUGACCCUAUGAGAGAAUGGAAGCGUCCCUCCUCGCCCUCUCUCUUGGACAUCGAGUCCCCGAGGACCUCCAGUAGCUUUGACAGCAUGUCCCCUAUGAUGUCCCCCAUCCUGUCUCCUCUGUCCUCCCUAUUUUCCAGCCCCCGGCUCAGUCGCUGUCCCCUGCCUCGGUCCCUCUCCCAGCCUGAUGAGGAGAUGAGCAAGGAAAGAAGAAUGAGAGAUGGGGAAGGUCAGAGAAGGACGAAGAACUCGGCACCAGGCCAUCUUGUCCUGCAAGGUGGGAGUAGUAAUAGAGGUGACAACAGUGACGUUAAGGUCAACAGAGGACAGGUAGGGGACAAAAAGGGGACCAGGAAGAGAGUAGCAUGGCUGGACUUGAGGCUGAAUGAGCAGAACCAGAAUGACAGCCAGAGCCAAGGCGACUACAGUUGGGCUGAGCCAGGUGUUUCCAGUUUGUCCGCUGUGCUGUCUUCAGAUGAGUCCCUGAGGAGACAGGAGGUGACCUGGCAGAGAGACGAGUCCCUGAGGAGACAGGGGGAGAUCUGGCAGAGAGAAGAGUCCCUGAGGAGACAGGAGGAGACCUGGCAGAGAGACGAGUCACUGGGGAGACAGGAGGAGAUCUGGCAGAGAGACGAGUCCCUGAGGAGACAGGAGGAGACCUGGCAGAGAGGCGAGUCACUGGGGAGACAGGAGGAGAUCUGGCAGAGAGACGAGUCACUGGGGAGACAGGAGGAGAUCUGGCAGAGAGACGAGUCUGGGGAGACAGGAGGAGAUCUGGCAGAGAGACGAGUCCCUGAGGAAACGAGAGGAGACCUGGCAGAGAGACGUGUCCCUGGGGAGACAGGAGGUGACCUGGCAGAGAGAUGAGUUCCUGGGGAGACAGGAGGAGAUCUGGCAGAGAGACGAGUCCCUGGGGAGACAGGAGGAGACCUGGCAGAGAGACGAGUCCCUGAGGAGACAG
Salvelinus sp. IW2-2015 is the source of this 1446-nucleotide messenger RNA. RefSeq names its product uro-adherence factor A-like. The record is from RefSeq and is a predicted model, not a curated record. NCBI's taxonomy places the organism in Eukaryota, Metazoa, Chordata, Actinopteri, Salmoniformes, Salmonidae.